AUGAAAGGCUCCCAGGCCACCAGCGGUCCCCCCCAGGGCAACCCCAACAGCAUGGACCUGAGCCUGACCGGCCUGCCCCCACCCAUGUCCCGGCGCCCCAACAGCGCCUCUGCCACCAAGCCCAUUGCCCGCUCCAUCUCCGUGACCACAGGCAGCGAGCCCAGGAGGAGAGCACUGGAGGCCACAGGGCCCGGGGGCUCCCGCGCCAUCAACAACCUUCGAAGAUGUAAUAGCAGCACACAAGUCAACCAGCCGUGGGCCGGCACCCUCAGGGCGGCGGAGCCCCCUGACUUCUUGGCACUCUUUGAGAGCAGCACCGUGGGGAGAAAGAGGCUGGCCAGCCUGGGACGCACCCCGAGCGAGAAGGGGGCCACGUGGAACGUCCUGGAUGACCAGCCCCAGGAGCUUGCCCAGCCGCCUGGCACCUGGAGCUCCGGCACCCCUGACCCGCCAGCCAGUCUGCGGAGGAGGGAGUACGCUGUGACCCUGGCUCCCAGCUUCACUGCCAACAACAGGAGCAACAAGGGAGCCGUGGGCAACUGUGUCCCCACCAUGGUGUACAACCACUGCCCGUCCGCGGGGAAGGCCCCCCCGCCCAAGAGCUCCAACCAGACGGCGCCCUCCCUCAACAACAUCAUCAAGGCAGCCACCACCGAGGGCGCCGAGGGCAACGGCUUCGGGAAGCUCGGGAAGAACGUCCCCAGCAGCAACCACGAGGCCCGGAACAACGGCGGGGGCCCUGGGAGCCUGCUUAGGAGGACGGAGGUGACGGAGGAGGAGGCUGAGAGGUUCAUUCACCAGGUGAGCCAGGCCGCCGUCACCAUCCAGCGCUGGUACCGCCACCAGGUGCAGCGGCGCCGAGCCGGAGCGGCCAGCCUGGAGCGCCUGCUGGCGUGCAAGCGAGAGGAGCGGCAGCAGCGGCGGGCGGAAGGGGGCAUCCUGGAGCUGCACCCGCAGAAGGUGGCGGCGAGGAGGAGAGCCCGAGAGGAGAAGGCGCGCCAGGCCAGGCAGGCGGCCAUCCAGGAGCUACAGCAGAACCGAGCCCAGAAGUCCACUGAGGCUGAGGCCAGGCCGCUGCAGGAGCUCCGAGGGGUGGGGAGGCCCAGGCCUGCCCGGGAGCCCCCCCUGACACCCAAGACCACAGCCCCUCGCAAGCCCAAGGCCAACAACACAGGUCCCAGCUCCCAUGCCGCAGACUCCGAGCAGCCUGGCCAGCCGACCUCCGACCCAUCCCCAGAGCCCUGCUCCUUUCCAGAGGAUGCCCCGCAGGAUGCCCACGCCCAGGACGUGGCCAGCGAGCGCCUGGAGACAGGGGGCCCCACCAAGCCUCAGGUGACUCUCAGCGAGCUGUUGGACACGCUGCGGCUGCUGGAGGCAGAUCCCGAGCCACUGCCCCGGCCCCAGGCCUAUGACAAGGAGAAGUACGCCUGGAUCGAUGAGGCAGAUGUCACCAGCUCCCUGACCGCAGACAACCUGGAGAAGCUGGGGCAGCUCAGCACACCCACUGGCCCCCACGACGACGGGACGUUGCUGUCAGAGGCCAAGCUGCACAGCAUCCUGAGCUUCCUGGACGAGAUGGAGCCGUCAGCGCGGGAGCGGCCGGCAGGGCUGAUGCGGGGGGCGGAGCUGGCCAGCCUGGAGCGCGAGUCUGCGGGGACCACAGCGGUGAUGCGGCUGCGGCUGGAGGUGGAGGAGAAGCGGCAGGCCGUGGCGCUGCUGCAGCGGGCGCUGACGCAGCAACGGGCCCUCACAGCACGGCAGGUCAAGGAGGCAGAGAAGGAGCUGAAUCGGCAGCUGCAGCAGCAGAGGGAGCACUACGAGGCCACCAUCCAGCGGCAUCUGGCCUUCAUCGACCAGCUGAUUGAGGACAAGAAGGCCCUGGGGGAGAAGUGUGAGGCUGUAGUCGCCGAGCUGCGGCAGGGGGACCACAGGUGGAAGGAGAAGGCAGCCCAGAUGCAGACUCAGCAUGAGCUGGAGCUCAAGAAGCUUAAAGAGUUGAUGAGUGCCACCGAGAAAGUCCGCCGUGAGAAGUGGAUCAACGAGAAAACCAAGAAGAUUAAGGAGAUCACAGUCAAGGGCCUGGAGCCCGAGAUCCAGAAGCUGAUCGCACAGCACAAGCAGGAGGUCAAGAAACUCAAGAGUCUGCACGAGGCAGAGCUGCUGCAGGCGGAGGCGAGGGCCGCUCAGCGCUGUGAGCGCCAGGCCGAGGAGCUGCGGGAGCGCCUGGAGCGCGAGAAGGAGGCGCUGGGGCAGCGGGAGCGGGAGCUGGCCCGGCAGCGGUUCGAGCAGCACCUGGAGCAGGAGCAGCGGACGAUGGAGCAGCAGCGGCACAGACUCUACGGCGAGGUGGCCGAGGAGCGGGAGCGGCUGGGCCAGCAGGCAGCCAGGCAGCGUGCCGAGCUGGAGGCGCUAAGGCAGCAGCUGGAGGAGAGCAGCGCAGCCACGGGCCGGGCCUUGCGGGCUGAGUUUGAGAAGGCAGCCGAGGAGCAGGAGCGCCGGCACCAGGUGGAGCUGCAGACCCUGAAGGAUCAGCUGGAGGCAGAGCGGCAGGUGUGGGAGGCCAGCCAUGCCAAGAAGGAGGAAGCGUGGCUGCUGACCCGGGAGCGAGAGCUGAAAGAGGAGAUCCGGAAAGCCCGGGACAAGGAGAUUGAGCUGGUCAUCCAGCGGCUCGAGGCCGACAUGACCCAGGCCCGGGAGGAGGGUGAGCGGGCCACCGAGAGCCGAGUCAAGCGCCUGCGGGACAAGUAUGAAGCGGAGCUGUCGGAGCUGGAGCAGUCGGAGCGGCGGCUCCAGGAGCGGUGCUCGGAGCUGAAGGGCCGCCUCGGGGAGGCUGAGGGGGAGGCCGUGCGGCUGCAGGGGCUGCUGCGGCAGAAGGAGCUGGCGCUGGAAGACGCCAGGGCGGUGAACGAGCAGCUGACAGGUGAGCAGAGCAGCUUGGCCCAGGUGGCCCGGCAGGCAGCCGCCGCGGAGGAGAACCGGCGGCUCAAGGCGGAGCUGGAACGGCUCACGCAGGAGAAGCAGGAGGAGCUGGAGGAGGUGCACCGCAGGUGA
Trichechus manatus latirostris (Florida manatee) is the source of this 3051-nucleotide messenger RNA. RefSeq names its product centrosomal protein 131 (gene CEP131). Lineage: Eukaryota; Metazoa; Chordata; Mammalia; Sirenia; Trichechidae. The record is from RefSeq and is a predicted model, not a curated record. The transcript is spliced from 23 exons. Bases 1 to 3051 code for a protein of 1016 amino acids. Gene Ontology annotation, biological process: intraciliary transport involved in cilium assembly; cilium assembly; regulation of centrosome duplication. Gene Ontology annotation, cellular component: centriolar satellite.